Molecule: messenger RNA, 2301 nt
Organism: Sphenostylis stenocarpa
Lineage: Eukaryota; Viridiplantae; Streptophyta; Magnoliopsida; Fabales; Fabaceae
Source: the annotation of a GenBank genome assembly
AUGGGAGCAGUGAUUCUCCCAGAUCUCGGAACCGAGGUUCUCAUUCCCGUCUGCGCCGUCAUUGGAAUCGUCUUCGCCCUCUUCCAGUGGCUCCUCGUCUCCAAGGUCAAGCUCUCCGCCGUCAGAGACGCUUCUCCCAACGCCGCUGGCAAAAAUGGCUACAACGACUACCUCAUCGAAGAGGAGGAGGGCAUCAACGACCACAACGUAGUCGUCAAAUGCGCCGAAAUCCAGAACGCCAUCGCUGAAGGAGCAACCUCCUUCCUUUUUACCGAAUACAAGUAUGUGGGAAUCUUCAUGGUGGCUUUUGCCAUUUUGAUAUUCCUCUUCCUUGGUUCCGUGGAAGGAUUCAGCACAAGCUACCAGCCCUGCACGUAUGAUAAAACUAAAACGUGUAAGCCAGCACUUGCCACAGCUAUUUUCAGCACCGUAUCAUUCCUGCUUGGAGGUGUCACAUCACUUAUUUCUGGAUUCCUUGGAAUGAAAAUUGCAACUUACGCCAAUGCAAGAACCACCCUCGAGGCAAGAAAGGGUGUUGGGAAGGCUUUCAUUACUGCUUUUAGAUCUGGUGCAGUUAUGGGUUUUCUCCUUGCUGCGAAUGGUCUUUUGGUUCUUUACCUUGCCAUCAACUUAUUUAAGAUUUAUUAUGGUGAUGACUGGGGUGGUCUUUUUGAGGCCAUAACUGGUUAUGGUCUUGGUGGGUCUUCUAUGGCUUUGUUUGGAAGAGUUGGUGGAGGUAUUUAUACUAAGGCUGCUGAUGUUGGUGCUGAUCUUGUUGGAAAGGUUGAAAGAAACAUUCCGGAGGAUGAUCCAAGAAAUCCAGCUGUGAUUGCUGAUAACGUUGGUGACAAUGUUGGAGAUAUAGCUGGUAUGGGAUCUGAUCUUUUUGGUUCAUAUGCGGAGUCAUCCUGUGCUGCUCUUGUAGUUGCUUCUAUCUCCUCGUUUGGGUUGAAUCAUGAGUUGACUGCGAUGCUAUACCCUCUCAUUGUUAGUUCUGUGGGUAUCCUUGUUUGUUUGCUCACUACCUUAUUUGCAACUGACUUCUUUGAGAUCAAGGCUGUGAAGGAGAUUGAGCCUGCAUUGAAAAAGCAGCUCGUUAUCUCCACUGUGCUGAUGACUCUUGGGGUUGCAGUUGUUAGUUGGAUUGCACUUCCAACUUCCUUCACCAUCUUCAAUUUUGGAGUGCAGAAAGACGUCAAGAGUUGGCAGCUAUUUUUAUGUGUUGCUGUUGGUCUGUGGGCAGGACUUAUUAUUGGAUUUGUAACUGAGUACUAUACUAGUAAUGCAUAUAGUCCUGUGCAAGAUGUUGCUGACUCCUGCAGAACUGGUGCUGCAACUAAUGUUAUAUUUGGCCUUGCCUUGGGAUACAAGUCUGUUAUUAUUCCAAUUUUUGCUAUAGCAAUUAGUAUUUUUGUUAGUUUCACCUUUGCUGCCAUGUAUGGUAUUGCCGUUGCUGCUCUUGGGAUGUUGAGUACCAUAGCCACUGGAUUGGCCAUCGAUGCAUAUGGUCCAAUCAGUGACAAUGCGGGGGGUAUUGCGGAAAUGGCUGGCAUGAGUCACAGAAUUCGUGAAAGAACUGAUGCCCUUGAUGCUGCUGGUAACACGACUGCUGCAAUUGGGAAGGGCUUUGCCAUUGGAUCUGCCGCCCUUGUAUCUCUGGCCCUCUUUGGUGCCUUUGUGAGCCGAGCUUCUAUUACAACUGUUGAUGUCUUGACUCCUAAGGUUUUCAUUGGUUUAAUUGUGGGGGCAAUGCUUCCUUAUUGGUUUUCUGCCAUGACCAUGAAGAGUGUGGGAAGUGCUGCUCUGAAGAUGGUUGAGGAAGUACGCAGGCAAUUCAAUACCAUUCCAGGGUUGAUGGAGGGAACUGCCAAGCCUGACUAUGCUACAUGCGUUAAGAUCUCUACUGAUGCAUCCAUCAAAGAAAUGAUACCACCUGGUGCUCUUGUCAUGCUUACACCUCUUGUCGUUGGGAUUCUUUUUGGUGUUGAAACACUUUCUGGCGUCCUCGCUGGAUCUCUGGUGUCCGGUGUACAGAUUGCUAUCUCCGCAUCCAACACCGGUGGUGCAUGGGAUAAUGCCAAGAAGUACAUUGAGGCUGGUGCAUCCGAGCAUGCAAGAAGCCUUGGUCCGAAAGGGUCAGAUUGUCACAAGGCAGCAGUUAUUGGUGACACCAUUGGAGACCCUCUCAAGGAUACAUCCGGUCCAUCACUUAACAUCCUUAUCAAGCUGAUGGCAGUUGAGUCUCUUGUGUUUGCCCCCUUCUUUGCUACACAUGGUGGUUUACUCUUCAAGAUCUUCUAA